GAGUGCAGUUGCCGUCGCAUUCCCAUUCAGUUCAUUCAUAAAAUCCGGUGGUGAAUAACAGCACGUGUUAGUCAACCCUCAAGUCUCUCAUUCACGACCCCCUCGAAAAUGGCGCCUUUUUUCAUGCCAGAGUGCUGAAGUUGGCAACACAACUGGGCGACUUGAUGCGGUCCACUGUCUGUACUCAUGUCAAACCGAUCCAUUCAUUUUUUCAAUAGAACAUGGAGUAGACAGAAACAUGGCGGACGUCCCAGUGAGAGUCGAGGAAAGGCUCAAAAUUAAAAUCGGUGAAGCCAAGCAAUUACAACCUAGAUCAAACUUAUCCUCGGUUGCACGAGAUGUGUAUUGCAUCAUCUCCUUGGACCAGGAGGAGAUUUACAGAACCAAGACAGCCGAGAAAACACUCAACCCCUUUUUCGGCGAGGAGUACCAGUUUGAAGUUCCCAGGGACUUCCGUUUCAUCUCCAUUUACCUCUUUGACCGAGACAAGCACCUCAAACAAAACAAAGUCAUAGGCAAAGUGGCUAUAAAACGCGAGGAACUCUCGUCAUACAACAACCGUGACCAUUGGUUCGCCAUAAAGCCCGUUGAUGCGGAUUCAGAGGUUCAGGGUAAAGUCAAUAUUGAACUGAAAUUCUCCUCGAGCCAUCACAAGAGUAAAUGGGUGAAUUGUUACUCCCGUAACGAUCGUUUAUCCGUGCAAGUGGUGAAGUGUUUAGAUCUGACGUUGAAGAAUGGUGCUUGUGAUCCAUAUGCUGUGGCUUGUGUGACUUAUACGAACCGUAAGACAGUGUCAAAAAGGACGAAAGUGAGGAAAAAAACUACGUGUCCUCAAUUCGACGAAGUUUUUAUUUUUGACGGAUAUGAGGGGCGAGAUAAAGAUAUGUGUGGGGAGGAAGUGGAAAUCUGUGAAUUGAACGUGUCGAUUUGGCACGAUGCCCCCGGAAUGGGGGACGAUGUGUUUUUGGGUGAAGUGAGGGUGCAGCUGAGCGGGAUACAGCAGCAGAAUGCGGCGCCGAGGAAUGCGUGGUAUUUCCUUCAGCCCAGAUCGGCGAAAAAUCGUCCGUCCUUUACGUACUCGACGCCUCCCGGUACAAGAUUGUCCAAAGAUAAUUCUCUUGGUUCCCUCAGACUCCAAGUGCAGUAUAAUGAGGACAGGGUUUUUCCUGCAGAAAUCUACGAGUCUUUAAAGCAUUUGUUGCUGAAAAGUGUUGACACGAAGCCGAUUACUGCAAGUGCUGUAUACGUUUUGGGCGAAAUCAUAUCAAGUAAGAUGGAAAUUGCCCAACCUUUGGUUAGGAUAUUUAUGCAUCAUGGUCAAAUUGUUCCCAUCAUCAAGGCUUUGGCCGACGCCGAAAUUUCGAUGUUGACGGAUCCGACUACGAUAUUCCGUGGUAAUACUCUCGUUUCGAAAAUGAUGGAUGAAGCGAUGCGUCUCAUUGGUCUUCAGUAUCUACACAAGACUUUACGUCCAACAAUCGAGCUCAUUUUUAAUGAAAGAAAACCGUGUGAAAUCGAUCCAACACGCGUCCGUGAUUCCAAUACCGUCCAAACAAAUCUCAACAAUCUCAAAACUUACGUCCUCAAAGUUUUUAAAGCAAUAACUCAAAGCGCUAUUCAUUGUCCAGCUCUCAUGUGCCAGAUAUUUUACAAUUUGAAGGAAUGUGCGAUGAAACGGUUUCCUGAAAAUAAAGAAGUCAGAUAUUCAGUCAUUUCAGGAUUUAUUUUUUUGAGAUUUUUUGCACCAGCGAUAUUAGGACCACGACUUUUUGACUUGACAAAUGAACAAAUCGAUAGUCAAAUAAAUCGGACACUGACAUUAAUUUCGAAAACAAUCCAAUCGCUAGGCAAUCUUGUGAGCUGCAGGUCGAGUCAGCAAGUUUGCAAAGAGGAAUAUAUGGAGUCAUUGUAUAAAGAAUUUUACACCGAGACUCAUGUCACAGCAGUUCGACAAUUUUUGGAAAUUAUCUCAGCCAUUUCGAAUCCGGAAAAUCGUGAUAACGACACACCUGUGACUUUGAAAGAGGGACUGAUGAUAAAGCGUGCUCAAGGACGAAAAAGGUUCGGAAGGAAGAACUUCAAGCAGAGAUAUUUCAAAUUGACAACUCACAAUUUGAGUUAUGCUAAAAGCAAAGGCAAAGAGGCACUGUGCCAGAUACCUCUGUCGAAUAUUUUGGCUGUGGAAAGGCUAACUGAGAAAUCGUUUAAGAUGAAAAACAUGUUCCAAAUCGUUCAAGAUGGACGUACUCUGUAUGUCCAAGCGGCCAAUUGUGUCGAAGAAAAAGAGUGGGUGGAUUUGCUCACGAAAAUGUGCCAGAAUAACCAAAAUCGGCUGAAUCAGUAUCAUCCGUCCGCAUUUAUUAACGGGAGAUGGUCAUGUUGUGAGUCCCCGAACGAGUUGGCUCCGGGUUGUAGCAAAGUGUCAUCGAGUGAUAGCAAUAAUUUUCACAUUACCUUGGAUCCGGAGAGGGAGUUGCAAAGGAUUCAUUCGUUGAUUAUGUCUCAUAUGAAUCAACUGGAGUUGAUUAUGUGCCAACCUGAGGCGUUCAUGAAAGAUAUUUUACAAUUUAAAACUUACGGAAAUCAUGACGUCAAGCAGUUUUUUAAGGUGGUAAGUGAGUUGCGAGAUGUCGCUGCGAAAAUUGAAGCCAAACAUAAGACAUAUAUGCGGACCUUAGCCAGAGAUACGAAAUAUGGCAGCUUAGCUGCCCCCAUAGGUGACGAUAAUUAUUUAUUGGCAUCCAGAAUGAAUCUUGAUUCGUUGCUAUUAAGGCGAUAAAUACUUCCGGCACUGUACAAAAUAACCUAAAAUCUCAAUUUGAAGACUGCAAACUUAAUGUUAAGCAAUUAAAGAACACCAGUGUAUUAUUCUAAAAGAAGUUAAUCUUAUUGAAGAUUUUAAAUUAGUUGUUAAGGUUCAAAGACAAUCAAGUUAUAUUUAGUUUUUCCAAUGUAUGUAUAUUUACGAGUAUGUUAUUUUUAUUUUUCUUUGUAUUAAAUGAGUACAAAUAUGUUGUAAAAAGCGUGUCUUAUAUAAAUACAUCCUUAUAAUAAAUGCAGGGUUGUAAUUUUAGGGAAAGUCGAGAAUUUGAAUUAUUUUUAAUAAAACAUUUUAUCCAUAAAAUAUGAAGCGAGUUCUUUAUAAGGAUGAUAUUUUCUGGGUACUGUAUAGUGUAAAUAUUUAGAGGCCAUGAGCACAGGGCAUUUAUAAAUUGAGUUCAUUUAUAUUUUUUUCAAGUGUUUGUUAUUUAAAUAACAGCUUUUUUAAUCGUUUUUUAAUUUUAUAUUAAUGACGUUUUUAGCAUAGCUUCUUUUUCUUGUCCAAUUUUCUUGAUGUAGGUAUAUCCCGAAGCAGUCAAACUUGACAUUAUUGACAUUAUACCGCUUAGUAGCUAUAAACUCCAUAUAGAAAGUAGGAGGAAAAUUGUAAAUUUCGUUUAAUAUUCUGUAAAGUGGUGUUUUUUAAUAUAAUUUGCAUUUAAUGUAAUUUUAAUGAUUUUUGUUUUUAUUAACUUAUUAACAUUUUUGCAAAAUUGUUUAAACUGUUCAUGUUGAUUUAAGUGUUAUCAAAUUUUAGGACUUAUUCCAAUAAAUUUUAUGUUUAUUUUA
Molecule: messenger RNA, 3609 nt
Organism: Tribolium madens (black flour beetle)
Lineage: Eukaryota; Metazoa; Arthropoda; Insecta; Coleoptera; Tenebrionidae
Gene: RasGAP1
Product: GTPase-activating protein
Exons: 10
Coding region: 239-2779 (846 amino acids)
Biological process (GO): regulation of GTPase activity; intracellular signal transduction
Source: RefSeq, a predicted model, not a curated record